Molecule: messenger RNA, 3441 nt
Organism: Didymodactylos carnosus
Lineage: Eukaryota; Metazoa; Rotifera; Eurotatoria; Philodinida; Philodinidae
Source: the annotation of a GenBank genome assembly
AUGACUGAUAAUAAUAGUAAUAAUAAAAUAGUUAUAUUUCAAAAUGUGAUAAUCAAUGGUGAUAAUAAUAAUCUUGCACAAAUACAUUCGUUAGAUCAAAAUGGACAAUUACAUAUUGAACAACAUCAACAGAGCGUAAAAGAUCGUACAUCUAAUUUAUAUCGUUUAUGGACAAAUACACCACAAAAACUUGUUCGAAAUGUACGAGAUCUUUCACAGCGUUUAUCAAAUCGUUCUCGACAAUCUCAACAAAAACAUAAUACAAUGGUAUUCAAUGAUAAUCCAUACCAGGUCAAUGAUCAAUUUCAUUUACAACAAUCUCAGUUCGUCAGUGGAGGAAUUCUUCAACCAUCCCAACGUAAAAAUUCAUCUGAUUCCGAUUUAUCACUAUCAAAAUUAGAUAUAGCAGAAGAAUAUUCAACGCCCGGUGAUUUUAUUGAUAAUAAUUCAUUAAAUACAUCCAGACAACCAAGUGAAAUAACUAAAAACACAUUAACUGAUAAUAAUAAUGUAUCAUUUUUAACAUGGCCAUUGAAUACAUGUCGACAGUUAUAUUUUCGUUUUCAGCAACCAUUUCCAUUAGGAAGACGACAUAGGACAAAAACAAAUACAACACCAACCGGUAGCAAUAUACGUUUGACACAGUCAUCUAAUUAUAUGAAAAAUCAAAAUCAUUAUCUAUCCGGUCAACGUUUUUCAUGUUAUCGAACGUCAGAUGUCAAUAAUACAUUAUUUACACACAUUGCUAAAAAGAAUACACAUCGGGCUCGUCUACAGCUUCGGUUUCAAUAUGAUUCACUACAUAAAGAAUUGCACAUAUCUGUGCACGGUGCUAAAGAUCUUUUAUCAAGUGGAGAUAACUCAUUUGGUUCUCUUGUCUGUCAAUUAUCAUUGCAAGGAGGUUCGAAAGAACGAAAAUGUACAAAGCCACGUAUAUGUUCAUCAGAGGGAUGUUGCAUGUGGAAUCAACGACUGAGAUUUUUUGACGUGGAUGAUAUUGAAACAUUAUCAGUGAACGUUUUAAUCAUUGACGUAGACAAAAGCAAUGAACUUGUUGCUGAAAUACCCAUAUCAUUGAACAAAGUGAAUUUAAAUGGAUCACCUGAAUGGUAUCAUUUUAUUCCAAAAUCUUUCAUGAAACAUCUACAACAACAUAGCAUUGAUCAAACAACAAUAGUUCGAAGUGACAGUGAUAUAUCUGAAUUCGACACACCACGUAGUACAUCCAAAACACAGACUAUAUUGAAUGUGUCUACUGCUUUAUCAAAAGCAAAAACAAGUAAUAUUGAACAAUCUACUAUAGACAGCACUUCAACAAGUAAAAAGCGUCAACUACCGGUUAUUCCAUUAGCUGCUCAACAAGCAAGUCGAGAGAGAGUAUCACAAGAUAUACUAGAAAAAGCGAAACAAUUGAAAUUAAAGUUACAUUUAAGAGAAUUAGAAGAAAACGUUAAUAAAGAUGUAAAUGAGCCGGAUAUGGAACGUAGGCGUUCUUUGAUGUACGAUGAUAAUAGCAACAAUACAGUUGCGUAUCCACGUCAAUUUAGUAAUUCGUCGAUCAAUUUGCCAUCUAACGUUCGACAUCCGUCAACUGCACAACAACAACAAAUGAGAGCGAAAAGUUCUGAUCGGUCAGAAUUGGCACAGCAAAAACGAAUCAUGUAUGAAGAACGACUUAGACGCUUUGAUAAUGAAGCAAAAAAAUUUGAAUCUGUUGAUCAAACUAAACCAAUACCAGAACAAAUAACAAGUCAAUUACAACAGUACCCUGCUAAUUUGCCAUCUGUUCAUCCUCGAAGACAACAACAUGAACCAGAAAGAUUGUCACGUUCCUCAUCCCGUCCAUUUCAGUCAAGUAAAUCAAUUGAAUCAGAUGUGUUACCUACCACAUCUCAAACGCUACCCUAUCGAAAUUCAAAAGUAUUUGAAUCAAUGAUUAAUUUAUCCCGAACAACCGGGAAACAGCCAUCAUCAUUAGCAGCAACCACUCACACAACAACAGGCUUAAAAGAUCAAACAACAUCUCGUUUAAAAAUACCAAUUAUGCGAGAUAAAACCUCGGCAGCAGCAACUGAACAAUUAGCUUCAUUUAUGAUUCCAUCGGUGUCACCUACUGUAAAAAAGUCACAGCGAACAGAUAUGGAACGAACAAAAUUAAAAUCAUCAUUUGAUGAAAAAUAUCGAAAAACUAAGAAAAAAGAACCAGGAGAAUAUGAUUCAGAUGCAUCCGAAUUAUCAACAGCAUCAAAAAUUAGUUCUGUCAGUAUGCUAUCGACACAGUCUGAACGUCCACAUGGAAGUCGUAAAAUAGGAUCAAGUGGAACAGAUUUUAAUCAACCGAACAAAUUGAAUGAAGAUGAAGUACGUCAAAUGGCAAAUACGACAAUGGAUAGCAGUGGUCAAACGUUAUUUUCUUCCACAAUGCCACCCCCAACGGGAACAUCAACUGAUAAUACAAAAAUAUCUUCUUCAUCUACCCCAGUUGAUGUGCUGGAAAAAAGAGAAAAAAAUGAUGGAACAUUGUCCGAUUCUGUGUUAAGCACACAGCCGGAAAUACAGAAAAAACGUCGUCCAUCAAUGUCAUCUAAAGCCCUUGUUAUUCUUGGAUUAUCGAAAAAAAGUAAUAGUGCAUCAACUCUUGGCUAUGGCAAAAGAUUUGGGUUCCAGCGUAGUGAAGAAAUUGGUGUUCAACCACAUCUAAGAAACAAAUUGCUCGUUCGACAAACAAGCAAAGAAAAUGAAACUCCAGCUGAGAGUCAGACACCAGUACAAUCAACAUUAGCUCGAUCACAUGAUCGUGCCCAACAUCAUUCAUUACCACAUGACAUGAAACUAUGGUCUGGUACAUUAAAAAAUCCCCAUGAGCAUCAAUUUUGUGAAUUUAUCGAAGGACUCGGACUAGGACAAUUAGUUGGUAGACAAGUAUUGGCAUCUCCUUGUCAUGGUGAAAUUCAAAUUGGUCUUCACGAUCAGCAUGGAAUGCUCGAAGUAGAAAUUAUACGGGCAAGAAAUCUACUGCAAAAACCUCCAUACAAAACGCCACCAGCUCCUUACGCCAAAGUUUAUCUAUUAGAUGGUAAAGCGUGUGUGGAAAAACAACGAACAAGAACAACACGACGAACAUUAGAUCCACUUAUUCAACAACCACUUUUAUUUAAGGAAAAUUACAGACAGAAAGUUCUACAGAUAAGUGUUUGGGGUGAUUAUGGUAAACUUGAUCGAAAAGUUUUUAUGGGCGUCUGUCAAAUUAAUUUAGACGAUCUAAAUCUUAGUGUUCAUGUACUUGGUUGGUAUAAAUUAUUUUCAGCAAACUCUUUGAUGAGUAAUUAUACCGUUGUUCAACAAAAACGAAAAAAUUCACUUAGUUCAAAUGAUAGUACGUACUCAUUUGGAUCACAAAGUACAAUCAAAUCUACAAAAUCACUUUCAUCUAGAUUAUAG